AUGAACCGGCUACCGGAGACGAACAAAGGUACCGUUACUUCUUGGAUCCCGAUCCCGACAGCUCACCCUCAUCAACCCGGCUGUGACAAGUACUGGUGGAAAUACGUCCCGUCUAUAAUCGCGGCUUGGGAUCCGGGGUAUGGAGUCUCCGUUCAACAAGAUGCAACAUGCCUUCCUAAGCCUGUCACGACAUGGUGGUUACAAGAUCGACUGGGCCCUAUCCAUGAGACGGUUCUAAGCUUGGGGCCUAUGACCUGUCCGCAAGACUACUAUACCGCUACUGUAGAUUAUGACUUCGUACAAUUCCUGGGCCCAGGGGAUACGGGGCAAUGCACCUCGGAGCUCAAAGCGGGCAGCACAAUCACGUAUGCUCAAAGAGAUCCCGACUGGAAGAUUACCACCUCGAGCGUUAAGGAUGACACUACUGUCGCGGCAAUUCCCGUGAACGGUUGGGUAUUUUCGAGUCCUACGCAAGCCACAACAGAUAGCACAGACAAUUGUGACGCCUCGAUAUCAAACGCAUUAGCGAACCAAAUGGGAGUAGGAAAUGGAACCUGUGAUACAGCCUGUGGCAAUCAGAUCUCAGCAGGUGCUGCGGCCGGGAUUGGAAUAGGAGUGUCUCUAGGAGUUACUGGACUAGCUGCCCUGGGGGCUGGCCUUUUCUUUCAUCGAAGAAAUCGGAAGAGGGUGGAAAAGAGAAAUCCAGCAACCCAUGCCACCCAAUUUGCAAACGAAAAUGAAAAUGGAAAUGAAAAUGGGAAAGAUGUAAACACAAGCGCACAGGUCUAUUCGAUGUACUCGUCCAACACCCGAGAAACACCAAGCCCAUCAGGAAGACCUCAGUACCAGCCAAUCGACAGGGAUACAUGGGACAUAUCGACGCGCAGUUCGGAACCAACACAUCUGGCUUCACAUUCGAAUGCGAGGACGGUUCCUCACGGCGAAAUGGAAGGGAUGUCAUAUCAAGGAAUAGGAGACAGCAGCAGAACAACGGGUUUAGGGUUCACAGGCGUAUCCCAUCUAGAUUCCGACGAGGACUGCAGGAAAAGGACGGAAUUAGAAGGGGAAUUCGACCGGAACGUGAAAGUGUCAUUGUCGACGCCUUGGAUAGCAUCAACAAGAUCUGUACCACCACCACCAUCAUCGUCAUCAAAUCACCACCCUCCAUAUUAAUCACAUCAAAUAGCCGCAAGAUGAUGACAUGUCGUUCAACUAUGUGAGCAGAAUAUCACUUACACGGGAUAUGAAUAUGUCUCUGAGCAUGUUCUACAUGCUAACUACAUGCUAACUACUACGUGCAAGACGUCUAUCUAUACCUAGUAUCCAAAAUAUCGGCCACAUUCCUGUUCGGAGGACAUUGCUACCGAAGUACGUCAUGUGGCUCCGUAUAGGAGUAACAUAUCAGAAAGCAUGCAACUAAGACUGAUCCCCUCAGAAUGGUAGGGUGACACGUGAACUUGCUACCCUGAUAGCCUUGCUCAACCAAACUCGAGGAUAUAUUCUGAUACAGCCUUAUAUUCCUAUUUCGUAGUUGGCAUGUA
Messenger RNA from Hypoxylon fragiforme, 1541 nucleotides. RefSeq lists its product as uncharacterized. Lineage: Eukaryota; Fungi; Ascomycota; Sordariomycetes; Xylariales; Hypoxylaceae. The coding region runs from base 1 to 1173 and encodes 390 amino acids. The record is from RefSeq and is a predicted model, not a curated record. The transcript is spliced from 2 exons.